Molecule: messenger RNA, 2696 nt
Organism: Halichondria panicea
Lineage: Eukaryota; Metazoa; Porifera; Demospongiae; Suberitida; Halichondriidae
Product: TBC1 domain family member 10A-like
Exons: 17
Coding region: 750-2516 (588 amino acids)
Source: RefSeq, a predicted model, not a curated record
AGUGUGUGUGGUGACGUGGCAUUGCUACGGCAGCACCUCGUGCUACUCACUGUGCUACUCACUAGGUGAUGGAGCACCGAUAGCAGCAGCCCGAUAGUGGAUAGUGGGCUAAUGAGAUUGCGGCAAUGGCCAAUUUGAAAAGUAGUACUGGUUGCUAUGAGUGUCAGAGGUUGUAGUAGUGUACACUGGUGAACAAACAUGGGCCAGCCUCUGGCGGCAGACUCAUUAGUCUGAGCAGCUCUGGAGUGGAACUACUAUGCUCACCACACCACAAACUGUUCUUAGUUGUCAUUAUGAGUGCCCCAUCUUCUAGUGUGUGUGCUUCUUAUCGGGUUUCUUCCAUGUAUGGAAAUGUUCGUCCCCGGGACUUUCCCUGGGAAUUUCCCAGGGAAUUAUAUAGCGGCUAUUGUGAAAUGUAGCCAGCCACGCACUGUUAGUCAUAAACAAUUUAGUUAUAAUUAUAGAUAUGUUCUUUUCGCCUUAUGCAGUCAAUGAUGUUUUUGUCUAUUGUGUACAUGAUAUAAACACUUGUUUUGCGUUUGCAUAUGAUUCUCCUGAGGUGUAAUUGAAUGAGCAGUGCCUCAUGCAGCUAGUAGUAUAUAAAUCACAACAUGGCACUUUAUAAAUAAAUCACUAUUCGAAACACACUCCUAGUGGACUUUGACCUUUACCAACCACUACACUACUUUCAAAAGCUGAACAUAAGAAACAUUGCCACAUAGAGCUGUUAGGGAUUACUGCAUUGAGUCAUGAAUGGUAAUCAAGAGUUUGAUGAGUAUGGUUUCUUGGUUGCAAGUGAUGAAAAUGAUGGAGACCUCUCAGAUGAGAGAUGUCAUGGCUACAGCCCCCAGCCGAGUGAAGAGGUAGCGAGACAGUGGACGGAGACACUGGACUCGUGGGACCAGGACUCCCCACACAAGGUGAGGCAGUUGCUUCGUAAAGGUCUCCCUCGGUCACUGCGCUCCAGAGCAUGGCAACUGUUCCUCGACACUCACACCCUCAGGGCACAGUCUGACUUCAGUUAUCAGGCUAAGCUGAUGGAGUUACAAGCUCAGCUGAGAGCUCUUGGUGUGUCUGAGUACUCCAGUGAACAGGACAUUCGAACACUCAACGGUUACCUGGAGCAACCAUCCGUUGAGAUAGCAUGUCAGGGGGUGGACCUCAAAACUAUCAGGCAAAUCAUGAUGGACAUAGGUCGAUCGUUUCCAUGCCACCGACUGUUUCGGGUUAUAGAGGCCCCUGGCAGACUGUCCCUCCUCCACAUGCUAGCAGUGUACGCUGCAUACAACCCCGCAGUGGGGUACUGUCAAGGUAUGGCUUAUAUUGGUGGACUGCUGCUCAUGAAUAUGGAUGAGGAGGAUGCGUUCUGGGCACUCCUGUCAUUGUGUGAGAGUCCAAAGUAUCUGGCAGGUUAUUACGACGCUUCUAUGAGCAGAUUGCAGACUCACGCUGCUGCGUUUGCACUGGUACUGCAGGAAAAGCUCCCUAACGUUGCCAAGCACUUGGAGGAGCUUGGUAUCCAUCCUCUACUGUACAUGACUUCAUGGUUUAUGUGUUUGCUCACCUCUCUACCUUGUUGGGACACUGUACUAGCCGUCUGUGAUCUACUGUUCUUUGAAGGUAUCAACACAAUCUUCAGAGUUGCACUAGCCAUCAUGAAAGUUUGUGCCCCUGAACUGGUGGCCAUGUACCGGAUAGAACAAGCACUGCCUUUCCUUCAGCACCUUCCAAGCAGACUGGUAUCCCAGGGACACUUACUGCCUGUCCUCUGGCGCACUUCUCUGGAUGAAUCAGAUAUGGUGCAGUACCUGGCCAAGGCACACACCCAGAGAAGCUCUGAGGGGAGGAGUUCACGCAAGAGGUCGGCCCCGACUGACACAAUGGAGGCAGAGACACCACGGGCAACAAAGAGGAGAAAAGGUGUUGAGACGCCAGUUGUGUCCAAGCCAUCACUACUGACUCGUUUCAAGAAUGCUUUCACUCCAGCCAAGACACCCCUCACUGGCCGACAAGCUCCACACAUGCAGACACCUGCUCUGAACGACCUCUCCACUCCAAGCUACCGUUCCUCUAGGAAGAGAAAGCGCAAAUGUCAUGGUGAUGAAAGCUUUGAUCUCUCUUUACACACUCCCUGUAUUCAAGGGUCUGGGGACAUCGAGCUGACUGACUUCAUCGUUAGUAUGGACACACCUCCCAACAAACUAUUUGUCGAUUCCCCAAGGAGCACUAUGUUUCCACUAGAGAGACUCACUCCCCUGAUUGAGAACAACGGUAGCCCACGGUUACAGUCCCCCCUCUGUCAGAGCCCGAGGAGAAGUAUUAGAAUAGCCAAGAGGCGGUCCAUUUGUCAGCAGGUGGCCUCUCCCAGACACCUGCCAUCAGCAGCUGUUCUCUCACCGCUGUCUGUGCGUCCGCUACAGGAUCACUUAUUGACCAGCAAUCACCAUGGAGACCAUCAUGCCUUCAGGAUAUUCACCACACCCACCCCAGCAAGAACACAUUCACAGGUUUUGUGAUGAUUAUAUCUAUAUCGAUCUCCAUAGGCUUGUAUGGGGCUCUCUGUUGGUCCUGACAACACCAGCAAUAGCUGUUGAUUGAUAGUGAAUAACAUUGAAAAACUUUUGAAUGCAUUCAUGACCUGCUAAUCAGAACAUCAUUCCAUUGAGAACCACAAUUCUUGAAAAUUAUUUUAUUUA